GUUUUCUUACGGUAAAUGGAUGUUGAGAAUGAAUUGUUAUGGCGUUUGACAAGAACAUCAAGGAAUGGAAGUUCGUGAUCCUGUUCAAAUUCAUUGGUAAAUUUGAUGUUGACAUGUCGGUCGUUGAGAUAAGAGAGAAAUUUAACAGCAGCGUCCUUAUUGUGAGUGGGGCUUGAUCGAAGUUUUGCUCCAAGCAACCGGAAGUGAAAUGCAAACGAAUUGAAAUAAUGGGAAAGAAAAAAUUUCAUAUCGGCCGAUCAACAAGGAGUGGUCGCAAAGUCAGGCAGUAGACAUAUGGCGGCGGCUUCGGUACAAAAAGUCGUGUCUGUUUUCUUUGACAUUUUAGUUACAAAGACCGUAAUCCAUCUUAAGUAUUUGGGAUAGUGGAGGUGGUUUUAAGGACGUAACUGCCUGGGAUGAAUUCCGAUGAGAAUCCGUCUACAAAUUCGUUAUCUUCGCUUUCAAACUUGCCCAAGAGCCCCGAUUCUGAUGUGGACGAGCUGGAUCCGUUAGCGCUCGGAGCAUCGGAGGAAGUCAACACGUCUGCUUACAACGACGACAGAAACGUUAUUCAGCCUUCCAAGGUUGCCGUCAGUGUUGAGACGUUCCAUCCAGAAGUUUUAGGCCUGCAGAGAAAAACUCCUUUAAAUUCGCCUUACAUGUACAGCGAUCACUCAAACAUGGCGAACGAGGUUAACGGAGAGCAACCGUUGAAGCCGACACAGAUUAAUGAUUUUGAUAAUUCCGAGAGUGUUAGGGACACAACAAACGAGAACGGCGCAAACCACAAUGGGACGGAUUCAGAAUCUUCCAUGAUCACAACAACGGUAGUUUCAGAAGGUAUUUCGCUCGAUUCUGCGCGAGGGAUCGUUGUCAUGGAACAAGUCGCUUUGGAACAAAUAAACGAAUUGAUCGCUGCCUCGCAAACUCAAAAUAACAAUAGUUCUGGCAGUGAUGUAGAAGUCGAGGACCCGUGUGACAGACGCUUUAGGAGUGAAAGUCAAAAUUCGGACAGUUCUUCAACGGAGUUAGAAAUCUCUAGACAGUCGCCACAACAACCAAUAACAGAGGCCGAGUUUAAUGUGAGUAGGUUUGAAGAUCUUGACACUAAAGAGAUUGCCGAGGCUCUAACGAAUGAACUCAAGAAAUACUCUAUACCACAAGCUGUUUUUGCACGCAAAGUUUUGAAUAGAUCUCAAGGGACACUAAGUGACGUAUUGAGGAAGCCUAAACCGUGGAAUGAACUAAGAGGUGGAAGAGAGAUAUUUCGUAAAAUGAAGGAAUGGUUGGACUUACCAGAGGUAAAAAGAAUUCCCCAACUAAGAACUGAAGCUGCCCUGGAACUUGAUGCUAAAGCUAGAAGGGAAGAAUUCCCUGGCCCAGCAGCCAAAAAGUCCAGGUUAUAUUUCACAGAUUCUCAGAAAAGAGCACUGUUUGCCAUUUUCAAAGAAACUAAAAAACCUUCAAGAGAAAUGCAAAAUGCUCUCGCAGAAGAACUUGGGCUUGAAAGGGGAACGGUUGCAAACUUCUUCAUGAACGCCAGACGACGACAUCCAGAGAUUUAGAGCCUCAAGACAUUACAUAGUAAUUAUGUAAGUGACAGGACAUAGUAGAAGAGAAGAAAGCAAAGCAAACUGUGGGGGGAUGUGAAGCUAUCAAGCAACAGCAUAUUAUAAGUCAGUCGCAGUACUCAGCUUGAGUAAGACUUAUUAUUAUCUUAUUGUUUAUGUUUAUGCAUUAAGAUCCCAUAUUUGACAGAAGAGCAAAAGAUCCAUGCUUUAAAAAGAACAUUUUUUUAAUAGAAACUGUAACUGAGCAUUUGUUUGCAAAAGUUGUUCCUGGUGCUCAUCUUUUAAUAAGCCCCUAAAUUAUAUUUAUUGAUUAGGUUUGUUUUCUGGAGGAUUCCUGCAGUGAGCCUGUUGUUUAGAAUUUGGUUCUUCCUAAAGUGACACUGAGUAUCUUGCUGACAUUUAUCAAGCUUGAAGUGCUCACGCUUUUCCUAGUGAACAAUCAUCAAUCAAAAUCAAUUUGUUUUCUGCAUCGUCAAAUUUCUACAAAUGGGCCUAACCACCUAAGUUUUAUACUGAUUAAGUGUCAUUAUUUCACAACAAAUCAUUUGAGAUCAGCCAAAAGUUUUUACCAGGUUCACUCAGGUGCGAAUUUAAGGUAACUACUUCAAAAUUGCUUGUAUUGUCUUGUCGUGGGUUUCUGACUAUUGGGAAAGCCUCCAAAACUCCCACAUGCUUGUUACUAGGCAAAAAUGUACGGUGUGAUGUUGCUCUCUGCCACAAAUAGGUCUGUGACACUGCAUGAGUUACCAGAGCAAGGUUGAAAAUACUGUAACUGACAUAAGUUGUUUGACAUACUGUUUGUCAGGUGACUCUCGUAAGUCACGUGACGAAUGCAUGUCGUCAAGGGAGUCUAAUUGUCCAAUAGACUUUUUGUUAUAUUAAAAUUCAGUUUUGCAGUGAGGCUUAGUAGACACAAACAAAGGGGAUUGAAUGACAUAUUUACUCAUUUCUUUCGUUUGUGUCCUCUCGGGUUCACUACCAAGCUGAAUUUUAAUAUGUCGAAAGUGACCUAUUGUACCCAUCCUUUAAAUUUAAAGCCUAUCUCAUGAGGUUUCCAACUUUUUAACUUAAAUAAUUUAUAAAGCCUCCCACACAGCUAUUUUUGUCUCUGUGCUGGUACAUUGUCAAAACAAUGUUUCUGUUUACUUUUUAUGACAAAGAUAUAGCGUAAGUGUAUCUUGAAGAUAAUUGUUACGGUGAUAUCAUGUUAAAGUAGUUAUAUAUAGUAAAUCUUGUUGUGAUACAGUGGGCACUUACUUCAACUCUAUUGAGAAAGCUGCUUCCCCUGGGCUGAAGGUGGCAGUUGUAGACCACAGACCAAUGCUCUGAAGGAAACCAGGUGGCAACUGGUACAUUUACCCAGAAUUCUUAGCACACGAAAACUUUAACAACGCUCAUAAAAACGUACAGAAAAGUUCGAACAUCUUCAAACCUGGCAUACACUAUGUCCAUAGCACAGGGACAAAUAGAGCAAAAAUAUGGCUUUCCUUGUACUUUACGCGAUGUGUAGGGCUCGCGUGGUAUUGUGGUAAAAUGUUCAGCCGCCAUCUUUUUUUCUUACGGAGGAUUAACUUCAACUGAUUACCGCUUUGAAAAAAGGGGUAAAUGCCAAAACUAGUUACUUUGCACGAUAAAAUCACUUAUCUAAACUAUGUAAACAAGACACAUCACUUUUACGCUGAUCAAAAACGAUCUUCUAUAGGACAUGCGGUUCACAUGGUAUACAUGAAUUUUCCCUACGAAUCAAUGCGAGUUAACGAGAGUCUACCGUGAUAGUGAACUACCUAAACAACAGCUGAUGUCUGUUAAUCAAGUAAAACUUGAGUUAGCACGUAACAUUUAAGUUCAACUAUUUCAGAAUGAGGAAUUUUUGUGUUCAUUCUGUCGAAAUUGGCAUUUCGUCAUUCACUUGUUUUAGGGAGAGGUUACAAUUACCGUUUAAGGUACGUCCUCGUAGAAACACACUAGAAGGGUCUGAAUUUUUGGCCCAUCAAACAAGUCGUCAAAAGCUGGUGAAAACUGGUGUGUCAGUUCUUUGCCACUGGAAUAUUUCGUGUCAAGGGCAACCUCUCAUGCGGGAAUGACGCAUGCUCAGCCAAUUUCAAACCAAAAACGUGUUUUUCUCCUGAGGGUGAUUCUGACAGCAGAAAUGUAGGAAAUCUUGUAGUUAACUAGGAGUACUUGCAAAAAUAAAUGUGACAUAAAAUUAACACGGAAUAUUUUACUUGAAGACGUACCUACAUGUAAAAUUGCAGUGUAUUAAUUUUGCAGUGCACUGUGCAUAUACUGAAGAGAUAUAGAAAGUAAACUAUUUUAUUCCA
This is a messenger RNA of Orbicella faveolata, 3892 nucleotides long. RefSeq lists its product as uncharacterized. Gene Ontology annotation, biological process: regulation of transcription by RNA polymerase II. Lineage: Eukaryota; Metazoa; Cnidaria; Anthozoa; Scleractinia; Merulinidae. Gene Ontology annotation, molecular function: DNA-binding transcription factor activity, RNA polymerase II-specific; RNA polymerase II cis-regulatory region sequence-specific DNA binding. The record is from RefSeq and is a predicted model, not a curated record. Gene Ontology annotation, cellular component: nucleus.